Molecule: messenger RNA, 756 nt
Organism: Sclerotinia borealis F-4128
Lineage: Eukaryota; Fungi; Ascomycota; Leotiomycetes; Helotiales; Sclerotiniaceae
Source: the annotation of a GenBank genome assembly
AUGAACACCAGAAGGCGAAUGUCACGACCAAGUCGAUUCCUUGAGGAUCUCCCCGAGGAUGGCGUUAUUACUAAUUGGACCGUUGCAAAAAAUCGACGUCGGAUCAUCACAGCGGAAUCACGACAACCCCCUGAAAGCCGAGCCCAACCACCAAACUUUUCUGAGUCCUCAAUUCGCGAAGCACGUUCACGGCACCCUUUACAAAUACGAGCCCCUCCACCGCCCUCUGUGGAGUUCUCGAGUAUAGUUCCUUCAUCGAACCGUCCUGAGUCCCCGUCUACCUGGGACAACCCAACACCCUUUGAUGAUGAAAACGAAAAUAGUUCGGUACCCCAUCAUGUUCCUGCUCCUCCGGCGCGCAUCGACUCGGGCAAAUAUUUCAAUGCACAAAGAGAAUCAAGACGGCAACGCAUUUCCUCUGCCAUGCAAGACAUCUGGCUCGAGGUCAAAUCACGAAUGAUGGGGGAUAGCAAACUGGAAAGGGAGACUAGGAAAGUGCAAGCGGCGAAAAGGCGCGAUAGUCUUGCAAAUACGAGGAAGAUCGAUGCAGGGCUGGCGAGCCAAAUAAAGACUCAUAGGGAGAAGCAAGAAAGGCUAAAGAUUGAUGCGCUAACGAAAGCAAAACAAAUCGAGAGUGAGAUAAAAGCAAGGGCGAAACGCAAGAGGGCCGCUGAGAAGAGGAGUAAAGAACAGGAGAAGAUGGGGCGCAAAGAGGAGAAAUUGCGUGAAAAAGAAGAGAUGAGGACUCUUAAAUGA